Messenger RNA from Asterias rubens (European starfish), 1815 nucleotides. RefSeq names its product monocarboxylate transporter 12-like. The record is from RefSeq and is a predicted model, not a curated record. The transcript has 4 exons. Gene Ontology annotation, molecular function: monocarboxylic acid transmembrane transporter activity. The coding region runs from base 306 to 1667 and encodes 453 amino acids. Lineage: Eukaryota; Metazoa; Echinodermata; Asteroidea; Forcipulatida; Asteriidae. Gene Ontology annotation, biological process: transmembrane transport; monocarboxylic acid transport.
AUAAAAACAUGUAUUUCGUGCGUGCAUUUCUCCAUGGUUUGUCCACCCUCCAUGGUUAAACUCGGCAGAUCCUUAAAGCCAAGGCUGCUUGAUUAGUGGUGGAAAGCAGAUUGGAAACAAAAGUGCCAACAGAAACAAAACUUUGGGAACUGAAGGUGCUGGAUUUAAGACAACUGCAUGGAACUCAAUGUGCGCAGUGAACUACUACUAGACAUAGUGCGAGUAAAAACUGGGCUGCUCUUUUAACAUAGGCUUGAUGCUAGUCCACCCCUAAAUACAUCUACGUGUAUUGUAGACAAAAUAAAAUGGUGGGUUGCGGAAUUUGUUGGCGGUUGUUAAGUUAUUUUACUGAUGUAGUUAAAGAAGGUGGUUACGUGGGAUGUAUUGCCGUACUUGGGGCAUUUGCAGACUGGAUGACUUGGAUUGCAAUGACGAAGAGUCUAGCGGUGAUGUUACCGACUUUACAGGAGCAGUUUGGCGCUUCAACAUGGCUGGUUGGGUGGAUGAUAGCUAUAAUAGACGGCACUGUGGAUCUAGCAGGUCCAUUUGCACCAAUACUGGGGAAUACAUUUGGUGUGCGGACGGUCUUUAUGGUCAGUGGUACAGUAACUGGUGCUGCAUUUAUCUGUUCAGCUUUUGCAACAAGUUUGUCAACAAUGGCCAUCAUUCUUGCAGUUGUGGGACCCACACUUGGACUGGUCAAUAUAUUAUCCCGAGAUCUAAUUGGUCGAUAUUUUGACAAGCACCACACAACUGCAUUAGGCAUAGCUGGCUUGGGUACUUCUUUAGGGUUCAUUAUCUUCGCCCCUCUCACGCAAUUCCUAUUGGACCUCUAUGGUUGGAAAGCGACGAUGAUGCUCCUUGGUGCAUUAUUCUUCAAUCUCACCGUGUGUGGCGCUCUAAUCAAACCAGAAGAUAAGACUACGUCAGGUAAUGGAGGCUACCAUUCGGUCGACAAAGAUGGCGACCAUUCGGCCAUCGACGAUCAAGAAGACGGGUCAAGUCGACAGAGUCGGUCGUCGACUUGCACAACAAUUCGUAAACUUAUCACCGCGAGUCUUCAACUAGAUUUGUUCACUUCGGUCCGUUACUGGCUUGUCACGUUCGUCACAGUUAUGACGUGGCUCACGUUCGCUGCGUGGGUGAUCUACUUCGUACCGUACGUCACUAUCUCCAAGGGAUACUCACUAAGCGAAGCUGCUAACUUUGUUUUAAUCUUCGGUAUUGGGAAGAUCUUAGGGAGUUUACUUGUGGGUCAAACCGUCUCUGUUUGUGGACAAAUCGGUCUCGGUGCUAACGUAUGGAUGUCGUUUGCAAUCUUCACUACAUCAACAUACUUUUUUGUUGAUCCAUGGUUGACUGCUAGCUGGGCUAUUUCUGUUGGUGCAUUCUUUUUCGGAUGUUUUCAUUCGUUCAUGUUCAUACUGGGUGACGUCAUCACGAAAGAGGCGAUCGGUGUGGAUCAGUUGGGAUGUGCGCUGGGCUGGAUCGGAUUCAAAGCUGGUGUCGUGAGAUUCGCAUUCCUGUUCUUUCCAGGUUUGGUGUUUGACACGCUCGGUAGCUACACCUUGGCGUUUACCAUCAUGGGAGGAAUUAAUCUUCUGAGCUUCUUUGCCUUUCUCGCAUUGAUGUGGCUCAAAAGAUACCGCCAAGACACAGUCAAAUAAGUGUUUCUGUCAUGAUUCGUCAAUGAUCACAGGUGAUCGGGUACUUUUUGUAGGACACAAAACACAAUAAUGCACUCAUUUACUUUAAAUUCAUAGGAUAAGAAGAUAAUAAUAGUAGAAGGCUUCCCUACUAUUUACUGAGGUUGCU